CUUAAAUAACAGUUAAACGGGGCCGAGGGACGACAAUGAAUCUCACAGAACGCCAGCGAGCUGACAGAGUGUGUGUAAGGACGACUUACGCUGUCGUGUUAGACAGACGGACUGCCUCAGCAGCCUCCUGUGUGUCAAACAACAAUCAAUGCCUCUAUUUCAUCCAGCAACCAACUGACACGUUUCCCAGGAAACCAGGCAGUACAGUCUCAUUUCUCUACACACCAGCUCUGAGUGGAUGCUCAGCAGGGGUGUUUGAGAUAUUAGCCCGCUGUGGGGGGAAACGGCUCAGGGACUUCUACCAUCCACACACAAAGAGCCGGCAGUCAGGAGGAAUAUGGGCAAAUCCGAAAGCCAAAUGGAUAUCAUGGAGAAAUCAAGUAAACCUGGAAAGCGUCGUUGGACUGUUGCAGAAAUUGGUCUGUCCGUGCUGCUGCUGUUGGUCAGCUGUGCCUUGGCUGGGCUGGUAGUCCUCUACACGUCGGUUGUGAAAGAGCAAUCUAACAAGACGAGUGUGUCCAGGAGCUCAACAAGUGAAGGCCAGCUGUUUCGCUCCAGCCUCAGCAGUGUGUGCACAACUGCGGACUGUGUUACUGCAGCUGCCCGGCUCUUGCAGAACAUGGAUCAGUCUGUGAAGCCUUGUGAUAAUUUCUACCAGUAUGCCUGCGGGGGCUGGCUGGAGAGACACGUCAUCCCGGAGACCAGCUCCCGCCACAGCGUCUUUGACAUUCUGAGGGACAAGCUGGAGAUUGUCCUCAAAGGUGUUCUGGAGACGGAGAAUGAACAGGACAGAAAUGCAAUCAAGAAGGCCAAAGUUCUUUACAACUCCUGCAUGAAUGAGAGCCUCAUAGAGCAGCGUGACUCCCAGCCCCUCCUGAAGCUCAUUGAGAGUAUCGGAGACUGGCCCGUGGCGUCAGAUGACUGGAACACCACCACAGAGGAAGCAUGGAGCCUCGAGGACACACUGGCAAAGCUCACUUCUCAUUUCCACAAGAAGGUUCUGCUGGAUAUGUACGUGUGGACAGACGACCGGGACUCUCGGCGCCAUAUCAUUUAUAUUGACCAGCCUGGACUGGGUAUGCCAUCAAGAGACUAUUACUUCAAUGAUGGAAACUACAAAAAGGUUCGAGAGGCCUACCUACAUUUCAUGGUCUCUAUUGCGAAGAUAACCCGAGAGGACAGGAACUUGACUCAGGAUGAUGACCGUGUGUGGGAGGAAAUGAUGCAAGUGCUGGAGCUGGAGACAGACAUCGCCAACGCCACAUCACCGGCAGAGGAGCGCCAAGAUGUCACCAUUCUCUAUAAUAAGAUGACUAUUGGAGAGCUGCAGAACACAUUCAGCUUUAAUGGGUUUAACUGGACACGGUUUAUUCAAGGCGUGCUGUCCAGUGUGUCUGUUGAGGUGCAGCUUGAGGAGGAGGUGGUGGUGUACAGCUCUCCCUACCUUGAGAAGAUGAAUGACGUUCUCUCCAAACACAGUGUCAGAACUAUGCAGAACUACCUCACCUGGCAGCUCAUCAUCGACAGAGUGAACAGCUUGAGUCGCCGUUUCAAAGACGCUAGAGCCCGUUACAGAAAGACUCUCUAUGGGACCACAGUGGAGGACGCUUGGUGGCGAGAAUGCGUCCGUUACGUCCAGAGCAGCAUGGAGAACGCAGUUGGAGCUCUGUAUGUGCAUGAGACCUUUGCAGGAGAAAGCAAACGAAUGGUCAGUGACCUCAUCAGUAAGAUCCAGAAAGCGUACGUGGAAACACUGGAGGAGUUAAGCUGGAUGGAUUUUCCCUCAAAGGAGAAGGCAAGAGAGAAGGCCAUGGCAAUCAAGGAGCAUAUUGGUUAUCCAGAUCAUAUUCUGCAGGACAGCAACAAGAAGCUUGACCAGGAGUAUGCUCAUCUGAAUUUUAGUGAAGAGCACUACUUUGAGAACAUCCUCGAGAACCUCAAGUCAGAGGCACACAAGAGUCUGAAGAAGCUCAGAGAACCUGUGGACCCCGACCUGUGGAUCAUUGGUGCUGCUGUAGUGAAUGCUUUCUACUCACCCAACAGAAACCAGAUUGUGUUUCCAGCAGGAAUCCUGCAGCCGCCUUUCUUCAGUAAACAUCAGCACCAGGCACUCAACUUUGGUGGCAUAGGAAUGGUUAUCGGACAUGAGAUCACACACGGAUUCGAUGACAAUGGGCGUAAUUUUGACAAGGAUGGUAAUAUGCUAAACUGGUGGAGUAAUUACUCUGCUGAGCAUUUUAAAGAGCAGUCACAGUGCAUGGUGCAACAGUAUGGCAACUUCAACUGGAAGCUAGCGGGAGGACAAAACGUCAGUGGAAUCAGCACUUUGGGGGAGAACAUUGCAGACAAUGGAGGGGUUCGUCAGGCAUAUAAGGCUUAUCUAAAGUGGGUGGAGAUGGAGGGUGAGGAGCCUCGUCUGCCUGGUCUAGACAUGGAUCACAAGCAACUUUUCUUUCUCAACUUUGCCCAAGUGUGGUGCGGUGCUUAUCGGCCUGAGUAUGCCAGCCAGUCCAUCAAGACUGACUCACACAGUCCCUUAGAGUACAGGGUGCUUGGAUCUCUCCAGAAUUUCGAAGCGUUCUCAGAAGCUUUCCAGUGUCAAAAAGGCAGUCAAAUGAACCCCGAGCAGAAGUGCCGUGUCUGGUAGAUAAUUUCACUCUUGAGAAAUGUAUUUCUUGACUUGGGCAACUCAAAUCAAAAGAACAAGUCUUACUGCUUCAACCCACAGACACCCUGCUCAUUUCCAAUUUAUUUGGGGCAGAGUGAUGAUGAUGCAGAUAUUUGCAUAUACUGUAGAUGUAUUCAAAAUGGAUGACAUCCUAGUUUUAAAACUUGAAGCACAUAUACUAUAAAAAAGGAAACUUGGUAGAGGAUCCUCUCAAGUUUGAAGUGUUGUCUCUGGACGAGUGGGUCACUUGUUCGUUUUUUUGUUUUUUUUUUGCUGUGUCCCACGACAGCUGGGUACAUGAAUUAAACGGCUACAUAGAAAACAAAGACCUUGUGAAAUAGGUUAAAGCUUAAAUGGCUGGCUUUAAAUGCUUCGCCAGCCUUUCUUGAAUUAAUCCUUUAAAAAAAAAAUCUCUUUUGCAGAUCUUUGUGAUUUAUCCACCAUCGUUUGGCACUGAGUUACCUCUUUCCUCUGAUGUAUUGUUUUCAAGACAUUGUGCCACUUCAGAAGAAACAAUAGUGAACAAAUCUGACUCCGACUGAAGGGUAUGAAGUAAAUGAAAGCUCGGGGCUUUGCCGAAGUAAAGCUACAAUAGAAUUAGUCACACUCCGAGAGUUUGGUCAUUCACUGUUACAUGAAACAAAUUACCUAAAGACUUUAAGACUGUUAAAUCUUUGCAGCUUUAACCUUAAAUUAACAUUCACAGAGAGCUGCGGCUCUCCACAUUUUUACACUGACAGAGUGGAUAAGUAUUUAAAAUUUACAAAGCUAUUUAGUACUUUUUGGAGGAUAAUUUUUUUCUAAGUUUCUUUAUCUCGUCCUGCAAAUGAUUGUUGCUUAAUACUCGCUGCAGAAAUGUAUAUGUACGUCAUGAGAGUUUUCCUGUAUCCCAGAUGUUUUGAAGAAUACUGGUGGCCUGCUGCUUUUAAGCUAGUGAGAAAACAUCUGUUGGAGAUAGAGUGAUGUGAUAAUGAUAAAAAAAAAAAAAACAAUGUAUAUCACUUUAUUGCAUUAUUGUUUACCAGAAGUGUGGACUCGAGUCACUUGACUUGGACUUGAAUCACAAAUUUGAUGACUCAAAGACGCUCAACUCACUUCAGACUUUAACACCAAUGACGUGUGACUACUCUUGGACUUAAAAAUACUUAAUAACUUCCCCCAAAGCAAAAUUAAGAGUUAAGUUAUGUCAAAAGUGUGCCCCGGAUCAAUUCAUUUUUCCAGUCAUUUCCUGAAUCAACUAAAAAUAACGCUGCUCAUUCUGAACAGGUUGACACUUCAUCCCAAGAUGAUCCAUUUUGUAUAAACCAAUCCAACAGCAUCCAAUCAAGUUGCAGGAGAGAACUAUAAAAAACUAAUGUUGCAAAACAUGAUACCAAAGAUAAUUUAAUAAGUGUAAAACUACAUGGUUGUCAACAAAAAACCAACUAAGUAUGCAAAACAUGGGUUUAAGAUUACAGAGACACAACUACUUCCAACUUUGUUCAACACACGAGCAGUAAGUUGAGGCUAAUAUUAACAUAGUGAGCUAAUUUGUAGCUAACGUUAGCAUAACAGCUAUGUGACUUCUUAACAAGCUUAUUUUAAACAAAUAAAUACAAAUGAUUAAAAGCAUUAUGAUUUUUGUAAAUUUUAAGAUAUCCUGUUGUUUAAAUGACAUUUGUUAAAGAAUGCAUUAUGACUUGUUAUGGACCCGAUACUGGAACUUUAGGACUUUGGACUUGACUUGGGGCUUGUUAGUCUUGAUUUUAAUAUUAUUAGUCUUGACUUGGGGCUUGACUUGGGACUUGUUAGUCUUAACUUGGGGCUUGUUAGUCUUGACUUGGGGCUUGUUAGUCUUGACCUAGGUCUUGUUAGUCUUGACUUAGGUUUUGUUAGUCUUGACUUGGGGCUUAUUAGUCUUGACUGAGGUCUUGUUUGACUUGACUUGGGGCUUGUUAGUCUUGACUUAAGGCUUAGUAGUAUUGACUUGGCCAUGGCUUGGGGCUUAUUAGUCUUGACUUGGGGCAUAUUAGUCUUGAUUUGGAGCUUGUUAGUCUUGACUUGGGGCUUGUUAGUCUUGACUUAGGGCUUAUUAGUCUUCACUUGGCCAUGGCUUGGGGCUUAUUAGUCUUGAUUUGGGGCUUAUUAGUCUUGACUUGGGGCUUGUUAGUCUUGACUUAGGUCUUGUUAGUCUUGAUUUUAAUAUUAUUAGUCUUGACUUGGGGCUUGACUUGGGACUUGUUAGUCUUAACUUGGGGCUUGUUAGUCUUGACUUGGGGCUUGUUAGUCUUGACCUAGGUCUUGUUAGUCUUGACUUAGGUCUUGUUAGUCUUGACUUGGGGCUUAUUAGUCUUGACUGAGGUCUUGUUUGACUUGACUUGGGGCUUGUUAGUCUUGACUUAAGGCUUAGUAGUAUUGACCCGGCCAUGGCUUGGGGCUUAUUAGUCUUGACUUGGGGCAUAUUAGUCUUGAUUUGGAACUUGUUAGUCUUGACUUGGGGCUUGUUAGUCUUGACCUAAGGCUUAGUAGUAUUGACUUGGCCAUGGCUUGGGGCUUAUUAGUCUUGACUUGGGGUUUGUUAGUCUUGACUUGGGGCUUGUUAGUCUUGACUUGGCCAUGGCUUGGGGCUUAUUAGUCUUAAUUUCGGGUUUAUUAGUCUUGACUUCGGGCUUGUUAGUCUUGACUUAGGGCUUAUUAGUCUCGACUUGGCCAUGGCUUGGGGCUUAUUAGUCUUAAUUUCGGGUUUAUUAGUCUUGACUUCGGGCUUGUUAGUCUUGACUUAGGGCUUAUUAGUCUCGACUUGGCCAUGGCUUGGGGCUUAUUAGUCUUGAUUUGGGGCUUAUUAGUCUUGACUUGGGGUAUAUCAGUCUUGACUUCGGGCUUGUUAGUCUUGACUUAGGGCUUAUUAGUCUCGACUUGGGGCUUGAUAGUCUUGACCUAGGUCCUAUUAGUCUUGACUUGUGGCUUAUUAGUCUUGACAUGGGGCUUGUUAGUCUCGACUUGGAGUUUAUUAAUCUUGAUUUGGGGCUUAUUAGUGUUGACUUGGGGGUUGUUAGUGUUGACUUGGGGCUUGUUAGUCUUAACUUGGGGCUUAUUUUUAUUAUUUUAUGCCAUUUGGUGAAGAGUGCAUUAUGACUUGUUUAGCACCCAAAACUGGAACUUUAGGACUUUGGACUUGACUUGUGGCUUGUUAGUCUUGACUUAGGGCGUAUUAGUCUUGAUUUGGGAGUUGUUUGUCUUGACUUUGGGGUUGUUAGUCUUGACUAGUGGCUUGUUAGUCUUAACUUGAGGCUUAAUUGUCUUGACUUGGGGCUUGACUUGGAACUUGACUGCAAAGACUGACAUGUGACUUGCAGAACAAUGACUCGGUCCCACCUCUGUUGGCUGCUGCCCAAUUUAGCUCCAGAUUUGGAUCUACAGUCGGUUGCUAAUCACCGCUGUGUUGUGUGUGUGUGUGAAGCUCCCUCUUGUUUCCUGCUUCCACACAUUCCACCUUCUACAUGAUUUUGAGACAUUAUCAAAACUCUUCACAUGUGCCAUUUGUUAGACAGCACUUAACAUUUAAUCAGAAUUAUAAUGUCUGCUUGUAUGAUAUCUGUAAGUUUACAUUUAACUCAACACACGGUGAUCGAUUUGUAGAAGUGUUAUUUCCUUCACCAUGCGAUCUCCUGAGAGGAGAUGAGAACACACAGUGAUUACAAGACUUUUAGCCUCUGGGCAUAGCCAAUUACAUGCUAAGGGGAGGACAGAAGAACACACACACACACACACUCACACAUGGACAGGCAGCAGAUGAAGUGGUUUGCCCUCUGAUCUCACAUUGAUCAGCGCUGUGUAAGAUGAAAGGAUGAAGUGCGGUGUGCUGAAGCGUGGUGACCGCUGUAGCCGAAACCACAAGCCCACAGGCAGACACACACUGAAGAAUGGGGCUUGUCAUUAAAGAGAUAGCCAGGGCCAAGACUGUUAUUUUCUACCUUUAUUAACAAGUAAUGACAGGAGAAUCAAAGCAGAGCAGAGCUCAUAAGAGAGGGACUGGCUGCAGGGAGCAGCCACUGUUUCUGUGCUGAGGAGAGCUUUCAACACACAGCAGAAAAACAAACAGUUUCAAAUGUCUGCUCGUCAUCGGUCAUAUUCAGGCUGCCUUGGUAAACUGAACACAACUUUUAGGUCUCAGAAGCCGAAGUGAAUGUGCAUAUUGAAGCUUUACACUUGUAGUCUGUCUCUCAGUCUUCACAUACUGGCAAAUACUGUUGUGUUGAGCAGAGGGAGAGGACACAUUGAUAAAAACAGACUGUUUUACUAAGAUUGUAAGAGCUAACAGCGUGCUGCCAUCUUAAAGCAAAGGUUUGACAUUUUGAGAGUUGAAAGAUGACAACAUAUCCUGCUCUCAUAUCUGUGCGAUGAAGCUACAGGCAGCAGAUGGUGAGAUUAGCUUAGCAUUGAAACAGGAAACAGUGACUCUAUGGAGCCAGAACAGUGACUUUAGAUUCUGGCAUUGAAAAUUAAAAUUUGGCGUUGAAAACAAAAAGCUGAACUAAAAAGGGAGCUGUUAUGGAUCUGUUAAGAAGCUGGCUCAGGAAACACUGGCAUUGAAACACUUGCAUUUGAAAAAGUUGUAUUGAGAACCUAACGCUUGUUCCAGCGGACCUCUGCCAAACCAUCAGAACGUCAGAAAACUGAAUAGAGACUGAGCGUAGAAUAAAUAAAUAAAGAAAGAAAACCGCAACUUGUCACUGGAGAGAAAACUGACUUGAAGAAAAAAAUCAGAUUGUCACUGACAAAAUCAAAAUAUCAAAAUACAUAAAAUAAGACUGUAAAUAAAUAGUCAAAAAAUAACAAGUGUGUUGCAUUCAAUCUUUAAUGGAAGAUUGGAUUAUUUCUUAAAAGCCUGUGUUGAAUGUUUCACUUAAAGUCCCUGUGGAACAGAAUUUAGAGUGUCUUUAUCUUCCGUACUGUCAUAGGCGGAUUAUGACUCAAUUGGUCCCUGGGCCUGGGAGUGUUCCUAUUGGCCAAAGUGACGGCUGUGACAGGAGAAGUCGUGACCAACAAAAAGAAAAUCAAACAUGCUAGACUACUGUUGGAACGUUGUGAGACUUCCCAGGGGCUGCGUCGAUUGUCGUAUACUAUGACACACUACACAAGAUGAAAUGAUGGAUUAUUGCGUAUGACACUUGUUGUCGUUCACGAUCCAUGCUGACACUGUACGUCACUGCGUCGGGCUAUAAUUGGGCUGAUAUUGUGUAUCGCGUUUUUCUCUCAUGUGACGUCUUCAAAGCAAAUUCUUAGGCUUUUCCUUGAAUUUUUUUUUCUUUUUUAGGACAUAAGGGAAGGGAACUUGACUAUUGCACGCAGUGUUUUUCUAAGCUAUUAAUAACUUGAAGGCUGCGGGUAGGGCCGCAUCACAUUACAACAUUGCUACACUUGCGAGCUGCGGAUAGCCGUCUGCAAUUCAUCCCACCUGCUCCUCAUCAAGCAUCUGAUUUAAUUGCUUGAAGGGGGUAAAUGAUGGCACUGAGGACACUCCAUCUCCUUUAAUUUCCUCCACCAGUUUACAGGUAAAAAGACUGAUUUAAAGACUUGAAUAUAUAUUAUAUUUUCAAAUGCAAAAAUGUCCAGGGAUUUUAUCUGAGAGGGUUAAUAAAAGCAUUUUUCAUUUCAUCUCAACUUUCUUUUAUUGUGCCAAUACAACCUUUUUUGAAUACAAGUAUUUCAAUGCCAGUGUUUCCUUUCUCAGUUCAGGUUUUGUUUUUAAUGCCAAAUGUUAUGUUCAGUGCCAAAAUCUAAAGUUACUUUGUUGGCUCCAUACAAGUCUGGCUCUGCUCAACAGUAACAAAGUCGGGAGCGUAUCUAUGUUUCCCGGGUUCUAUGCUCCCCACUUAACCCUGCAAAAAAGGUUCUAUGUUCCCCGCUUACACAAAGAAGGUUCUGUGUUUCCCGGGUUCUAUGUUCCCGGCUCAACAAAGCGGGAAACAUCAAACCCUUUUUGUGUAAGUGGGGAACAUAGAAC
Molecule: messenger RNA, 8654 nt
Organism: Epinephelus fuscoguttatus (brown-marbled grouper)
Lineage: Eukaryota; Metazoa; Chordata; Actinopteri; Perciformes; Serranidae
Gene: mmel1
Product: membrane metallo-endopeptidase-like 1
Exons: 26
Coding region: 338-2647 (769 amino acids)
Biological process (GO): protein processing
Cellular component (GO): plasma membrane
Molecular function (GO): metalloendopeptidase activity
Source: RefSeq, a predicted model, not a curated record